This is a messenger RNA of Umbelopsis ramanniana AG, 2697 nucleotides long. RefSeq lists its product as uncharacterized. Gene Ontology annotation, molecular function: carboxypeptidase activity. The transcript is spliced from 8 exons. Lineage: Eukaryota; Fungi; Mucoromycota; Umbelopsidomycetes; Umbelopsidales; Umbelopsidaceae. Bases 92 to 2470 code for a protein of 792 amino acids. The record is from RefSeq and is a predicted model, not a curated record.
AGGCAAAGCGUUUUCCCUGUGACGAAAUCUUUUUUUUUGUCUUAUUCCGUUUGUGUGCUUUCCCUAGGGUUCGCCAUUGUAACUCUUUCCAAUGUCUCGUAAUUACAAUGCGGUUCCUCAAGACGAGGAAACUGCUCAACAUGCCGAGAACGGUGCCCAGAGCGCGUCUUGGACUCAACGUUUCAAGAAUGCGUGGCAAAGCAAGUUUGGCACCAGCGAAGAAGAGCGUGCUCCACUCAUUGACAGCAAUCGCAUGACUAUUGAGCCUCCCAAACAUAAAACUGUCAAAAUUGUUCUCAGUAUCUUGUUCUUUGUUCUGUUCGCUGUCCUCAUUGGUGGUGUGGUUGCCUUCUGGUUCAGAGGCUAUGGCUCUACUAUAUCACUCAAAGAAGCCAAGCACAUCAUGAUCAAUACACCUUCCAAUGACUCUAUCCGAGACUAUCUGUACAAAUAUACUUCCGAAUCUCACUUGGCUGGUACUGAGUCUGACAAAGCUCAAGCGGAGUGGACUCGAGACAAAUUUAUUGAAUUUGGUAUUUCUGAUUCCAAGAUCGAAACCUACUGGCCACUUCUUAACUACCCCAAGUACCGUCGUGUGGCAAUUGUGUCUGGUCCCGAGAAGUUUAGAUAUGAAGCCAAGCUUCGUGAAGAUAUCGUUGACGAAGAUAAGACAAGCAAAGGUCAGGAAGAUGUACCCACAUUUCAUGGUUAUUCCGCCGCUGGCAACGUGACGGGACCCAUUGUUUAUGUGAACUAUGGUAGACUUCAAGACUUUGAGGCUCUCGCUGCUCUUGGUGUCGACUUCACUGGCACUAUUGCCCUCGUUCGAUAUGGUGGCGUAUUCCGUGGACUUAAGGUGAAGGCUGCUCAAGAUUUUGGCUGUAUCGGCACCUUAAUCUACUCUGAUCCUAUUGAUGAUGGCCCGUUGAACAAAGACGAAACCAAUAACCCUGCUGAAUCUUAUCCUGAUGGCCCAUGGCGAUCCCCGUCCUCUGUGCAACGCGGUUCCGUUCAAUUUUUGUCAUUGCUGGCUGGUGAUCCUUUGACCCCCGGAUAUGCUGCCAAGGAGAAUGUCACUCGUCUUCCUCUUAAUGAAACCAUUAGCAUUCCCAAGAUUCCUUCUUUGCCUAUUUCUUGGGAAGACGCUCUCCCACUUCUUCGUGCUUUGGAUGGCCAUGGCUUUAGAGCCGUUGCUGAAUGGAGAGGCGGAUUGACUGAAGUUGGAUACUAUAUUGGUCCCUCCGAAGUUGAGGUCAACCUUGUUAACGAUGUUGAGAACAAGAUCACUCCUAUUUGGAAUGUUAUUAGCAGAAUUGAGGGUACUGAAGAAAAGGACCGUGCCAUCAUCCUUGGUAACCACCGUGAUGCUUGGGUAUUUGGAGCAGUCGACCCCUCUUCAGGUUCUUCAGCUAUGUUGGAACUUGCUCGCACAUUCGGUGUUUUGCUCAAGAAAGGAUGGCGUCCCCGCCGCACCAUUAUUUUCGCUUCCUGGGAUGCUGAAGAAUAUGGUUUGGUCGGCUCCACUGAAUGGGUAGAAGAUCACGCUGAAUGGUUGAAUAAGGAAGGUGUUGUCUAUAUUAAUGUCGAUACGGCUGUCUCUGGACCUCACUUUGGUGCAGCAGCAUCACCAUCACUAAACCAACUGGUGUAUGAUAUCACUGCUCAAGUUACCGAUCCUCAGACACAAAGAUCUAUUUAUGAUGUUUGGAAAACCGGUCCUUUCGUCGGUGGUGAAGAUAUGGCCAUGGCUACAUCUAAAAAGCCCAAGAUUGGUGUUUUGGGCUCUGGUUCUGAUUUCGUUGGUUUCUUGGAUUACCUUGGUAUCAGCAGUGUCAACCUUGCAUUUGGAGGCGAUUAUGGUGUCUACCAUAGCAACUAUGAUAGCUUCCAUUGGAUGGAAAAGUUUGGUGACCCUGACUUCAACUAUCAUCGUGCUCUUGUUCAAAUUUGGGGUCUCAUGGCUCUUCAUCUUUCAAGCGAUAUUGUCCUGCCAUUUAACACCGUUGAUUACGCCAUCGAAAUUCAAGGCUAUGUUAAGGAUCUCAACAAGUACGGAUUCCCUCUUUCUUUCACUAAACUCGAGUCAGCAGCAUCAGUUCUUCGUCAAAUUGCUGAGGACUUUGAAGGCAGUGUUACCGAAUUGCGCCAGCGUGUUCAUGAUAAGAUUAAAUCCAAGGGAGCUUUGUCAGACAAACUUGAGAAGCGUGUCAAGAAGAUCAAUGACCGUCUUGCCAAGUUUGAGCGUGGUCUCCUAGAUCCCCAAGGUAUCAAGGGUCGCACAUGGUUUAAGCAUACCGUAUAUGCUCCCGGACUCUGGACUGGCUAUAGUGGACAAACCUUCCCGUCACUAGCAGAGGCCAUUGACGCAGCUGAUCCUUCCUUGAUUACGGAAACCGAGACUAGAGCUGCUAAAUAUGUUAACGAGGCCGGUAGAUGGCUAGAAGGCACCUAUGAUGAGAAGCGCGAUUGAAUAAAUUUCGCUAUGUUCUAUUUCGUAUUCAUGUAAAUUUGCCGAAUAUAAUUUGACUUUGAUCAAACCACUGUUUGAGUUGUAAACUGCAGUUCUAUUUGUCUACUCAUGUGGCGAGCCGAUGCAUCCCUCCCCAUAAGGCUAUCCGUCAUUCUCUUGGCUAUAACGAUGGUUAUUACUACUACCAUACAUCACUUUAUGUGAUAUGUUCCUUAUCUAAAUUCUCA